AUGUCUUCGUAUUCAUAUGUUGUAUUACUAUUAUUGGUGAUUAUUUCAAUCGUCAAUGCUGGUGAAAAAGUUUGUCCUGGCUAUGGAUUUAUUCGACCACCGGAGAAAUGUGAAUCAACAUGUUCAAGAGAAAAAGAUGAAUGUCCAUUAGGUAAAAAAUGUUGUUUCCGCAUUGAACAACCAUGCGGUUUUCAAUGUAUUGUACCGAAAGAUAAUGAACCAAAACCAGGCAAAUGUCCAACAUCUGAAAGCGAACAACAAAGUCCAUAUUGGGGCUUAUGUGAUGGACAUUUUUGUGAUGUUGAUAAUGAUUGCAAAGGUGCUGAAAAAUGUUGUCACAAUCCAUGUGGUUCGCCAAUAUGCGUUGCACCAAAAUAA
Molecule: messenger RNA, 378 nt
Organism: Rotaria sordida
Lineage: Eukaryota; Metazoa; Rotifera; Eurotatoria; Philodinida; Philodinidae
Source: the annotation of a GenBank genome assembly